Messenger RNA from Chara braunii, 8039 nucleotides. The record is from the annotation of a GenBank genome assembly. NCBI's taxonomy places the organism in Eukaryota, Viridiplantae, Streptophyta, Charophyceae, Charales, Characeae.
GAACGAAGCCAUCCAUCCAUGUUCCUGCUGCCCUCCUCUCCUCUCUUCUCUUCUCCUCUCCUCUCCUCACUCCAUCCGUUUCCCGGCGGAGAACUUGUCCUUGCUUGCUGAACAAAACGGACGAAGUCGCAGCCAUAGCCAUCAUAGCCAUCAUAGGCAUAGCCAUAGCGGCCUCCAUAGCGCGAGAUACACGUGGAGGAAGGAGGAGGAGGAGGUAUGCGACGACGACGGCGACGACGACGAAUACGACGGUAGUCGGUUCCUUCCUUAGAGCGUCGAACUCGCUACGUAAGCGCCAGCACUCCAGCCAAUCAGACAAAGUCGCGCUGUCCUUACGAAACGACAUUAUUAGCAGAUGCCAUUCUCGCGCUGCCCGACGUCUCAAACGGCCACGUUUCGUGUCACUCUGGACUCAGGAGCGUGCCACGUGUCUGGUUCUUGAGAAAGGACAUGCACAGAAGAGGAGGAGUGCAAUGCAUCGGAGCACAGUUGAGGCCAAAGUGAAGGUGCAGGAACGACGGCGUGGCAGGGCUUCUCGAUACUCGGUAUCUUCAGUGAACUUUCCACAGGUGGAGGAAGGAAGGGGCAAACGAAAGUCAAAUGCCUUGUGUGUAUGGAGACGGGGUACCAGAUAGAGAACAGCAAGUCAGGAGCUCGAGGUCUGGCUAUGGAGAAGGAGUCAGGCAUUGUAACGGCGAGAUGUCUCGUGGUGGGGGUGCUCGGAGAAGGAGAGCCAUCUCCUUCUCCGAGCUGUUCAAUCUGGAGCCAUUGCUUAAUGUGCGCAUCCCCGGGGGAGGCAGCAGUGGUCCAGACGACAGUGAAGAUGGUUCCAGAGGUCAGAUGAUGCAUGCUGUUGUGGGGACCGAGGACAGAUGCGGUACCAAUUUGGCGGCCGCAGAGAGGGCAGGGAAUAUUCAGGCAGAGAUGACAGUGGGACGGAAACGGUUGAAAUUGGAGGCAGAGGCAGGCAUGGGACAGCUGCAUGGAGGAGGGUACAGAGAAGGUGGGGACAAUGGAGGUGGGAAGUGUGCUGCGGUAGGAGGUCGGAUUGACCGUACUCGGGAGUAUUACGGAACAUCUGAUGCGGACUUAGACAGGAGGCGGAAGUGGGCCAAGCUUCGGGGUGCGAUGGGAUCUAAGAGCACUGAGAAUGAGGCUCCUGCUGCUCCUGUGCCCCCACCAAUUAUGCGUCAGGAUGUUGUGCCGCACGAAGGGGAGGAUAUCGGAGGGGUUCCUGUGCUGCCGAUGGAGGAAAGGUUGAUGUCGACUAUGGGAGCCGGCGUGCUUGAUGGCCGACUGAUUGGAGCAGCACAACGAAGGCGGUUAAGAAAAGCGAAGAGGCGGUUAAAAGACGCAGAGGCGAUGAGAAAGUUGGGCGAUCCGAAUGCCGAGAUCGUUGCGGCAGAGGCGAAUGCAGUCCUUGAAGGAGUGACGAAGCCACUGUUACAGCAGGUUCUUCCACCCCCAAGGCCUGUGUAUCAACAACCCCCGCAAGGUGCUUAUGAGGGCCAGACCACAGUUGAGAAUUCUGGAGCGAAACGGCCACCUUCUGUGCACCGGAGGGAAGAGAUGCCAUUCGGCAUGAAGGGCAGGCAUGCAACUGCUGGAAUUCUAGACCUAGGGGGAGGGGCAAGGUUCAUCCUCCCUCCGUUCUACGACGAUUUAGCUGUGAUCUUGAGGCUUCCAAAGUUCUCAGACAUCAGAAUAGACGAGAGGGUACUGGCUGGGCGGCUUAGAUCCAAGGAUAUUAUGGCAUUGGUCAUGUCUGAUCCGUUGGCAAAGAAAUGGAAGACAAGGCGUGGGAUGGGCGAGAGUGGGGAGGGCUGGAAGCCGUGGCAGCCCAUCGCAAAACGACCGUCUGCAACGAGUUCUCAGAGUGCGUUCACAACGUCGCAGCCUGCCGCAUCUGGCCGCGGAGGUGGUGCAGGAUUACCGCCAGGUACGUCCAUGCUGACGCCUCCGCCACCCAUGGCACCCAUUCUUCGGGGGGCAGGGAAGUUGGGCUCAGCGUCCAUUGUUGGACUGUCGACGUCGUCCGCAAGUACGCCCGGCAGAAUGGUCAGUGGCAUGUCGGUUGUUCCAAAUAGCGCCGCCGGUACAUUUUUGGGAAACCCUGUGACCGGGUCACUAUCUACACGACCACCUCUCCCAUUCUCCUCUCCCUUGUCUGGGGCAGGUCCUUCUGUUGCCAGCAGUGCUCAGCUGCCUGCUACCCCUGUAGCAGGUGGUGUGCCACGUCCAAUCUCUCUCGCACCGACUGCAGUUAACCCCAUGGCCCCACCACUGUACAUGCCUUUGUCUUUGGCUCCAUCUGCAUCACACCCAAGGAUGCCAUUACCACAUCCGCACUCACCCCACCACCCGCUCCCUUCGAUGGAUCUUAACGCUGCUGGUUUUCAGCCGCAUAUGCCAGGGGCAUCCGUGAUGCCUCCACCACCACCGCAGACGCCAAAAAGCGCAUCAUCCAGCGCUGUUGGAUCUUUGCAGCCAGGAGUGCCGUGCUCCCCUCAGGUCUUUGAAGAGGCUAUUUCCCGUGGCAAGGCAGCAGCAGCAGCUGCAGUGGCAGCUGCAUCGAGAAAGGCUGCUGCUGCACAGUUGCAGAGUGGAGUAGUGAAUGGUGCAGGUGCGUUGAGAGCAGCACUGCCAACGACAAAGCCAGCGAAGGUUGAAGGUCAGAUUGUGAAAAUGGAACAAGGCUCAAAUGACGGGCAACCGGGAAUGCCGCGGGAAGUAGGAAGUUCUGCGCUCACAGGCCCAUUGUUACAGGGCGCACCUCAACAGCAACGGGAUCAGUUGGCACUAACUGUGACAUCUGCUAACAAGAUCAUGAACGUGAAGAGUGAGGAAGUGCUAGACCCGGCACUGAAGGUGAAGGAAGAAGUGGAGAAGGUUGCAAGAUAUUGGAUAAAUCUUGUUCGAAAGGAUCUACCAAGGCAUCACAAAUUGUUUGUGUUGUACCAUAAGAAACAGACGCAGGAUGUCCGGCGGAUCGCAGAAAUGUGUCAGCGUGAGGUGAGGGCGCGUGCGAUACGGUCGAUCAGGGCAGCGAAGGGUGCAGUGAUGCGAACGCGCAGACUCGCACGUGAUAUGAUGAUGUUUUGGAAGAAGGCAGACAAGGAGUUGGUCGAACAGAAGAGGAGAGAGGAGAAGGAUGCUGCGGACAUGCGUCGGCGUGAAGAAGAGCUGCGCGAGGCUCGGCGUCAGCAGCAAAGGCUUAACUUUCUGCUGACGCAGACUGAACUCUACAGCCAUUUCAUGCGGAACAAGCUUAUGGGAGCCGGUAACGUGACGCCUGCCCGUACAGAGGGGUCUGAACUGGUGCAGGAGGGUGCCAAUGAUCCUCUUAAGGAGGGGGUUGGGGGAGAUGCGGGUGCUGACGAGGGUGGCCAAGAGAAAGAUGCGAACAUGCUGGAAGACGAAGAAGCAGAAAUGCAAGAACAAGCUGUGCGCGCUGCACAGGCUGCGGCUUCUCAACAACGGCAAAGAACUAGUUCGUUUGAUUCGGAGAGCCAGCGACUUCGGGAUGCUUCUGAAGGCCUUCCCUCUGCUUCAAAGCCGCCUGACGAUAUCCCCGGCCUUGAGGAGGCGGCAAGAGAUAUGAAUCUAUUAAACCCAUCUACGAUGCCGGCGAUGUCAAGUGUUGCUCAGCCGCGAAUGUUCCGGGGAAAACUCAAGGAGUAUCAGCUGAAGGGUUUGCAGUGGCUGGUCAAUCUUUAUGAACAGGGGUUGAAUGGUAUACUUGCAGACGAGAUGGGAUUGGGGAAGACCAUUCAGGCAAUGUCAUUUCUUGCUCACUUAGCAGAGGAGAAAAACAUUUGGGGUCCUUUCCUGGUUGUGGCACCAGCAUCCACGCUGCCAAACUGGGCCGAUGAGAUUGCAAAAUUCUGCUCAGAUUUGCGAAUUCUGCCGUAUUGGGGAGGUCUUCAGGAGCGGACAGUUCUGCGAAAGAAUAUCAAUCCGAAGCGCCUCUACCGCAGGGAUGCAGUAUUUCAUGUGCUGAUCACGAGCUACCAGUUGCUUGUCUCAGAUGAGAAGUACUUUCGAAGGGUCAAAUGGCAGUAUAUGGUCCUCGAUGAGGCCCAGGCUAUCAAAAGUGCAAGCAGCCAGCGUUGGAAGACAUUACUGAGCUUCAACUGCAGAAAUCGCCUUCUGCUGACAGGAACGCCGAUACAGAACAGCAUGGCAGAGCUGUGGGCACUCCUCCACUUCAUCAUGCCGACACUUUUCGACAGUCAUGAGCAGUUUACGGAGUGGUUCGCCAAGGGAAUCGAGAGCCAUGCAGAAGGCGCUGGGACUCUCAACGAGCACCAACUCAGCCGUCUGCAUUCCAUCUUGAAACCAUUCAUGCUUCGGCGAGUGAAGAGGGAUGUUGAGGCAGAGAUGACCAACAAGAAGGAGAUUGUCGUGCCAUGCCGACUCACUGCACGGCAGCAAGUGUUUUAUUCAGCUAUCAAGAAUAAGAUAUCGAUAGCAGAUCUCUUUGACAGUUCAGGCACACAGAUUAACGAAAGGAAUGUCCUGCAGCUCAUGAACAUUGUUAUUCAGCUACGAAAGAUACCGAAACUCGUUUUCCGGGAAGGAAUGCAGUGCCUGCCAUCUUUUGCGUCAGGAUCGUCUCAAGAGUACUGGGAGAAAUGGGUGAAUAAUCGUCUCUGCAUCUUCUCACCGGAGAACAUCCAUCGCUCUCUCUUCCCUGGAACCACUCUGGACGCUGUGGAUGACGAUGAAUUGGCUUCUGGCCAACGGGUUGAGAGUUUCAGCGCGUUUGCCUUCACGCGGCUUGUGAACUUGUCACCGGCAGAGGUGGCUUUUCUUGCAAAAGCCUCACUUCUUCAAAGGUGGUUGUACUACCUGAUCCACGAGAAAAGGGAGGAUAUUUUACGGAGCUGGAAGAUGAACUGCGGCGACGAACUCGCAGAGGAUGAAGAGUUGGAGACAGAUGAUAAAACGCAAGCUGUGCGGAGAUUGCUUUUAGUUUCGCAAAAGGCGGAUGCUCCUAUCCUGAGAUCUUGUCAUGCAACAACCCUCCCUGAAGACCCUUUUCAGCCACUUGUCUCCACGGCGUCCCGGCGGUUCCUUCGUGCAAUCUCUGUAUUGCGAGCUGUGCAGGCAUUUAUGCUUCCUGCAAGGGCACCCCAGGUUGAUGUAUUCUGUUCGGAUCGCAGUUUUGCAUACCAGAGGCAAGAGAUGCUCCAUGAACCAUGGACAAAGCAGCUGCUUGUGGGUUUCGCUCGAUGUUCGGAGGACUCUGGGCCGUCUCCACCAAGACGUCAGCACCCACUAAUACAGGAAGUGGAAACCGGGGAGGUCCUCGACGCGCCGUUGCUUGCUCCAUUGUUCCGUGUGUUUGGGUCGGCCCCACCUCUUCAAGCCUUUGAUUUCGCAAAAAUGCUUACGGAUUCCGGGAAACUCCAGACUCUUGACGUCCUGCUGAAGGAUUUGAAGGCCGGCGGCCACCGCGUCCUGCUUUUCUCCCAGAUGACGAAGAUGAUUAACAUCUUGGAGGACUACAUGAACUACCGGAAGUACAAGUAUUUGCGGCUGGAUGGAUCGUCUACAAUCAUGGACAGGAGGGAUAUGGUAAAGGACUUCCAGACCAGGUCAGACAUUUUUGUCUUUUUGUUGAGCACCCGGGCUGGAGGGCUGGGAAUCAAUCUGACGGCGGCGGACACCGUCAUAUUCUAUGAGAGCGAUUGGAAUCCUACGAUGGAUCUGCAGGCCAUGGAUCGUGCGCACAGGCUGGGUCAGACGAAGGAGGUGAGAGUGUAUCGGAUGAUUUGCACGGGGACUGUAGAGGAGAAGAUUGUGAAGAGGGCCAAUCAGAAAAACACUGUACAGCAGCUGGUUAUGACAGGAGGACAGUCACAGGCUGAUCUGUUUGAGCCAGAAGAGGAGAAGAAGAAACGCCGCAGCUGGGGUGUAGGAAGUGGUGCGCGCAGCCUACGUAUGGACGAGGAUUCAGCUGUCUUGAUGGAUCGGGAUGAUGCCUCUGGAGUAGCUGCCAGUGUACCAGGUGGCACAGGUGCUGCCUCAGAAGCUGGGCAGGAAAGGGGCAAUGAUGCAGCAGUUGGUGUAAAUAAUGGAACCGAUGGAAAGAAGGGAGAAAAGGGUUCAAAGACAGGCAAGGCCCCCAAGGGGUCAAAGGGACCAUCAGAGAAUGGUGUCGAGUCUAGGGUAAAAAAGAGAACUGUAUUGCCAACGACGAUAGAGGGAAAACCUCCAAAGCCUCCGAAGGUCACCAAACAUAAAAAAGCAGCCGCUUCAAAAGAGCUGAAGGCAGCGUCUGCUGGGCAAGCAAAGGCACGAGGAGGGGGUGGAGGAGCCGGAAUUGUGCGAAAAAACGUUGGUAUCGUGAAAGACGACGACAAACGGCAGCUUGCAGUAACCGAACAACUAGACGGUGAAUCUGACAUGAAUGACCUGUCAACUAAGGGAUUGGGUCGUGUAGUUUCUGACGCAAACCUUGCAGGUGCAAGGGGUGGUGGAAGUGGAAAGCAGGUGACGGGCAAACUGGCUGGAUCCACAGGAACGGACACUGGACCUGGAGCAGGAACCGUUAGAUCGGCACGAACAGAGGAGAUUGGCAGAGUUCGUGGAACAGGAGCAAGCUGCCCAAGUCCACUCACUGAUCAAGGAGCUGACCCAGACCGAAACCAGGGGAUCAACAGCAUGAGCAUCACAAGGGAGGGAGGUAAUAUCUCCGUGGCGGGUGAGAAGCAAUCAAAUAGUGCAAUGGAUGAAACCUAUAGGAGCAGUAAGGGGUUAGCAAAAGGGCCAUUGAGAAUCAAGGAAAGAUGAAGGUAGAGGAGGGAGGGAGGGAGGGAGGGAGAGGACAGGGGUCGGUCCCCCCUACUCAGCACCUACUUGUCUCUUGAUAACAGUGAACGAAGCUCGGCGGCAUGAAGUGACCCCAUCACAUAAUUGUUACCUUUUUUUUUUUUUACUCCCCCUUUCCAGUCUGCUUGUGUAGUGAAGUCACCGACUUCCACAGUUGGAUAUUCUUUGCUCUUUUUUCGGUUGUGAUGUAAGCAUAAGAAUGCACCAUGUGCCAUCAGUCUCACAUGGUUUUCCCUUCUUCUUCUUCUUCUUCUUCUUCUUCUUCUUCUUCUUCUUCUUCUUCCUUUGUCUUCUUCCUCCUCUUCGCUUUCUCCUCCUCCUGCUCCAUCUUCGUUCCAUCCUCUUCUUGCUCCCUCUUCCUCUUCCUCUUCCUCUUCUUCUUCUCCUCGUCCUGCUCCUGCUCCCUCCUCCCUCUUCCUCUUGCUCUCCUGCUCGUGCUCCUGCUCCCUCUUCCUCUUCCUCUUCCUGUUCUUCUUCUCCUUCUUCUUCUUCUCCCUCUCCCUCUUCUUCUCCUCACUCUUUGUCGCUCUUUGUCGCUCUUUGUCGCUCUUUGUCACUCGUGUGUGUGUGUGUGUGUGUGUGUGUGUGUGUGUGUGUGUGUGUGCUUGUUCUCUCCAUUCCUGCGGAAAUCUAAUCUGAUGCAUAGGUGUUGCAAGGCCCAACUGCAUGUAAAUAAAUAAUAUCUUUGGAAGUGCGAUGUGAGACUGCCUCCCCUAUCUUUCACUGGGCGUACACUCACUGGGGAUAUAUGAGGGUAUCCGUCAGUGUCUUCAUGUGUGCUUGUGCUUUGCUUUCCUCAUUCCCACCUUGGUGGCUUCACUUUUUUGUCUGUUAUAGAUCUCUUCAUGCAGCAGCUGCAUAAUUGUUACCAUCUGCUCUUAAGGGAGCUUCGUGAUGUACAAGAGUGCACAAGCGUUUUCGGGACAGGGUCGCAGAGAAGGCACAGAAAAGGUACCUGCAACGUUUAGUACUCGAUGUUGUGCAGACACAGUGACGGGACCUAUGAGGCUGAGCACUUGGUGUCGCACAUUUGUGAUGAAACCUCUCUGACGCAUUCGGCAGAACAGCGGAGGAGCAUUAGUUCAGGAAUAACAUUGUCCCGACAACCUUUUUGUCCGUUCUUCCCCCGCCUGUUUAUCGAAGUAUCGAAAGUGGCGUAAACCUACAGGUAAGGAUCAGUACGAUAAAUUGUGGAGGGGGAG